This is a messenger RNA of Contarinia nasturtii (swede midge), 1816 nucleotides long. RefSeq names its product stress protein DDR48-like. The coding region runs from base 227 to 1774 and encodes 515 amino acids. The transcript is spliced from 5 exons. The record is from RefSeq and is a predicted model, not a curated record. NCBI's taxonomy places the organism in Eukaryota, Metazoa, Arthropoda, Insecta, Diptera, Cecidomyiidae.
AAUAAAAUGAGAAAUAAAAUGACAGUCUAUCACCAGAUCUCGAAUUCAGUACACUUGCUUCUUUUUAUGCGAAACAUCGUGAAAAAAAUAUAUUUGAGAAUAAAAGUUUGACUUUGCAUUUACAGUGUUUUCAUUGAGUUCAGUCCAUAAAAUUACAUUUUCUCGCAUCUGAUCGAUUUUUUCCAUCACAAAAAUCAAUCGAAACAGCGCAAAUUAUUCCAGAGAGAUGACAACGGUCAGAAAAUUGAGAGCGUUAACCGCGGUUUUGCUUUUGCUGGCAAUUACUGUAAAUGGUCACCCAUAUACGGUCAGCAGUUAUAUACGUUCAACCAGUGAUAUCACGUUUCCAAGUGAGAAUAAUGAAAACAAGAACGAUUUUCCUUCACCACAAUUACAGCAGAGUUACAUACCAUCCACCCAUAUAGAUUCCCCCAAAAAUGAUACUGUUGAGCAAUCUCCUCCCAUUCUACAAUUCGUGACAAAAACAAUAAAUAAAGUGAAAAACAAGAAAAAGUCUGCAGAGCUUGAAUUACGUACAGGGUUUGGUAUUGAUACACGGUUGAGUUAUUCUGUUCCUUCUAAGGAGUCUUUGAGACAAUUUAUUGGCGAUAUGUUCAGACCAAUUCAAAAAAAUAUUCAUCAGAAUCCUCAUGGAAAUCCAACACCUUAUUCCCAUUCCAAUAAUUUGCAACCGCAGCCAAUAUAUUAUACAACUACGCAGCCUCCAUUUCUUUAUAACCCCAAUGUUAUGCAACCGCAGCUAACAUAUUAUUCAUCUACGCAGCCUCCAUCUCCUUUUAACCCCAAUCAUGUGCAACAAAAUGCAAAUGGAAAGGCUGUUGCAGAAAAUAAAAGUCCAUUCGUCAAUCAAAAUGCUGGCGCCGAUUCCUAUUCAUCGAACGUUCAAAAUCCGCAUGGUCAAUACCAAAAUACCGGUGGAUUAAGUAUUUCAUCGAAUCUUGCUAAUAACGGACAAUCAGGACAAUUAAGUGCUGCAAACACAGAUCAACAAAGUUAUUAUACAGUUUACGGUUCUGGACAAAAAAAUGCCGCUCAGGGUCAAUCAGCAAAUUAUGAUCAAUAUGGAAAUUUGCAAACAUCAAACUCAAAUUCCGGCACUGAAAACCUUCGUGGACCAAAUGGUGAUCGACAAAAAGCGUUUGGUUCAUCGAAUGCAAAUGGAAAGGCUGUUGCAGAAAAUAAAAGUCCAUUCGUCAAUCAAAAUGCUGGCGCCGAUUCCUAUUCAUCAAACGUUCAAAAUCCGCAUGGUCAAUACCAAAAUACCGGUGGAUCAAGUAUUUCAUCGAAUCUUGCUAAUAACGGACAAUCAGGACAAUUAAGUGCUGCAAACACAGAUCAACAAAGUUAUUAUACAGUUUACGGUUCUGGACAAAAAAAUGCCGCUCAGGGUCAAUCAGCAAAUUAUGAUCAAUAUGGAAAUUUGCAAACAUCAAACUCAAUUGCCGGCACUGAAAACCUUCGUGGACCAAAUGGUGAUCGACAAAAAGCGUUUGGUUCAUCGAAUGCAAAUGAACAAAAUAAAUAUGGCAGUUCAAACAGUGGCAGUCAGACAAAUGUCGAACAAUUCAAUGAAAACGGUGUACAAGGUUCAAAAACGUCAUCAUCGAGUUUUUCAAAUGUUUUGAAUAAUGGUAACGGCGACAGAACAAGCUCAAGCACCAACACUUUUACUUCAACUUCAUCGGGAUCGAAACCAUUCGAUAAUCACGCAAUGCCCCUGUAUCAACCAUUCAUUCCGCACGGAUUCGAAUAAAUAUAGGAAAGAAUCUUAAAAUUUUUGCUUAUGAGAAUUAAA